AUGGCAGACCAACAACAGGCUCGUGGCUGGUGGUUCACCAAUCCUCACGACCCCGAGACCACGGAUCCGACACUACUCAAACAGAACUCGGAGAUCCGCACGUACAAGACGGAACGCUACACUUACGCCGGCAUCCGCACGUUUUACAGACGACACCCUCAGGCCGACCAGCUACCCAAGCCGCCCAUCCCAUUGCUGGUGUUUAUUCACGGUUUGGGUGGCUCAGUGGCGCAAUUCCACCCCUUGCUGACGAGCCUUGUUCACAUCUCAUCAUGUCUGGCGAUUGACAUGCCCGGAUGUGGGCGCUCCGAGUUUAGCCAAACAGCAUGGGACGCCUACUCCACGGAAUCUCUUGUGGAGCUACUAGAGGUCAUUAUCGACGAAUACCGCCAAAAGGAACCUGAUCGUAAUAUUGUCCUCGUCGGCCACAGCAUGGGCACUGCUCUGUGCGCUCAACUCACAAGCCACAACGCACCUCGCAAGUCGGACUUGCGCAAGCACAUCGUUGGACUUGUCGCGAUUUGCCCGUUGGCUGGGCCUCCGCCGGAAAAGAGGACGGCGUCUUUUCGGAAAUUACUUUGGGUUCCGGGUUGGCUGUUCAAUCUGUGGAGGCUAUACGACCGAUGGGGAGGGCCGCGGAGUGUCAGUGUUAGCCGAUUCGUCGGCCCCGAAGCAGAUUUUGAACUUCGAAAGCUACAGGAUCGAUUCAACAACCAGAGCCGCACGCCGGUAUGGCGCCGCAUGGCCUGGGGCGCCCUGCCGACUACUUUCGAGAAUGGCGUCGCAAAGGGAGGCGUGGCCGGCAAGCAUAUUUGGGCCGGUGUCGAUGUCCCUGUAUUUCUCAUCGGAGGAGAGGCAGACAACUUAACUCCUCCAGGGGAAGUCCACAAGAUCGAAGAGUACCUCUCAGGGAAGGCGCCUCUUUCACCAGAAACCGGUUCAGAGGACGGCGAGACCCUUGUCGACGCUGCCGCACCAGUUAAUGCAUCGAGCAGCCCCAGCGACCAUAUGCCCGAAAGCAUAGACGACAUUCGAGAUGAGGAUUUCCAGCGCGACAGACGACUGAACGAAGACGCAGACAUGGCUCAUGAGGACCCCUCUACACCCGAAGAAUCAUCACCGGCAAAUCUCCCGCCUCAGCCUAAACAUCCAACCAAGGUUGUCAGGUCGAUCAUUUUGCCCAAACCUGCCAACCAUUCUCUGCUCUUUACGCCUUCCACCGUGAGGAUUGUGGCGGGCAAAGUCUCGGACUUCCUUGCUGCCCAUGUUACAGGUCGAUUCUCGUUGGGGUGGCAGCUGCAGUAUCUCUCUCGCGAGGGCAAGUGGGAUGUGAAGAACCUGGCCAAGUGGAAGAAGGUCGUGCCAGUAUCUCACCCCAUCGGUCCCAAAGGCGAGCCGGCCAUCUUCAGAGCGAUGAAGACAUUGCGGGAGGUAGAUGACGUGCACUGCCCUGCAGAGUUCGUGAAGAACUGGGGAGAAAUCAUCAAGGAUGUUGUUGAUAUCAGUCAUGACCAGCCGGUCUACGAUCCUAGAAGCAUGGAGAAGGGCGGCGUGCGAUACCACAAAUUCGCCACGGUAUCCAAAAUUCCUCCUACGGAAGCCGAGGUCGCCACGUUCGUGGGUGUCGUUGACAAGCUGAGGGAACAGCAGAAAGAGAGGGCCGAACAGGAGGGAUGGAAGGAGAUUGAUGGACAGAGCCAGGUAAUUGGCGUCCACUGCCACUACGGCUUCAACCGCACAGGGUAUUUCAUCGUGUGCUACCUGGUUGAGCGGUGCGGGCUUGAGGUGCAGGAGGCGAUCGACACGUUUGCGAAGGCGAGGCCUAAUGGAAUCCGUCAUUCGCAUUUCUUGGACUCGCUGUUUGUACGAUACUCGGAACUGAAGCAGAAGGGAACGCAGGAGUAG
Molecule: messenger RNA, 1905 nt
Organism: Colletotrichum karsti
Lineage: Eukaryota; Fungi; Ascomycota; Sordariomycetes; Glomerellales; Glomerellaceae
Exons: 1
Coding region: 1-1905 (634 amino acids)
Biological process (GO): dephosphorylation; 7-methylguanosine mRNA capping
Molecular function (GO): mRNA guanylyltransferase activity; protein tyrosine/serine/threonine phosphatase activity
Source: RefSeq, a predicted model, not a curated record